GGCGUCAUGGGGGCUGGGGAGGAUGGCGAGCUAGGAAAAAGGUUGAUGUGUGCAAACGCCUUGUGCCAAACGCAGGUCCGCCGAGUGGAUUGUGGAGUCGCUUGCUGGGCUGGGACCUGGUCCGUCCGCGCGCAUACGGUAGGUAUCGGUAUGUCUGUUGCUCUCUCGUGUCGAGGGGGGGAGGGAUUUCUCAAAUCACGGCCUAACAGUGCGUUUUUUCCCGCUUCCGGCAUCGAUGCCGUCCAGAGGCACAACUCACGAGGUCAGGGGCAAUGGCGUGCCCUGAGAUCAGUACAGAUACACGCUGUCUACAUUCAAGGAUCCACUCAUCCAGCUCUGCACCAGCUUGAGCUGACCGAAGUUGAGUGUUACGGUGUACAAGGGAGAUAUAGACUGAUUGACUGCAAGAGGCUCCCGUCACAGCCAAAAGCCAAAAGCCGACAAACACAAAAGUUUCCGGUCGCAGUGGACAGCUGUCGCACUCAGCGACCCCAGCUGCCCCGGCUGUCCAUCCAGCCUUAUGACAAAGCUGGGGGGAGCAUGGACCACCAGAUGGCGGAGCGCAAAAUAUAAGCUUCCGAACUGGCCAUUGAUUGGCUGACCCGCUGACUAACAUCAGCCUUGGCCUCUCCCGGCCCUUGUCCCAGACAAGCCCAAGGCCAAGCCUGGGCGAGGCAGGCAGGCAGGCAGAGCUCCUGACGUGGACUGGACUCCAACCUGGAAAGCGCCGCUGCCAAACAACAAGCUCCAAGCAACGAAGCUUCAACAACACCACAUUCUCAACACCACAUCAUCCAUCUCGACUCUUAGCGCGCAGCUUACUUUCGAGUCUUGAUCUGCGAAAUCCUCGCUGAGAUAUUGAAAUACAAUCACUACCCCGCCCCCCCCCCCUCGACAUCGAAGCGCAUCGAACACAAUGCCAGGCCUCGUUACAGCCAGCGGAGUGUUGGCUUUUCUCACUGACGAGGAGCCCGAGCUCAAGGUCUUCGCCCUCAAGACUCUCAACGACGACAUCGACACUGUUUGGACCGAGGUUGCCAGUUCGUUGAGUCAAAUUGAGGCCCUUUACGAGGACGAGUCCUUCCCCGAGCGUCGCCUCGCUGCCCUCGUUUUGGCCAAGGUUUAUUUCCAUCUCCAGGCUUAUAAUGAGAGCAUGACUUUUGCCUUGGCCGCCGGGCCCCUGUUCAACUUCGAUGCUCCUGGCGAGUUCGAGGAGACUAUCCUCUCCAAGUGCGUCGAUCAGUACAUUGCCGUCUCGUCGGCCCGCCAUGUCCCUUCGAAACAGAGCAAGGCCAACAUCUCUCUAGAAACCACCUUUGGCACUGGUUCCAUCGACGGCUCUGCCUUGAUCUCGCCAACCACGCCCUUCUCCCAGUCGACCUUGCCACCCAAGUCUUUCCUCUCGCGUGCCUCGACCGACAACACUAUCCUGGACCCCACUUUCCAGCCAACCAAGGAGGGGCGCUCCAACUCGGUCGUCCAAAUCACCGACAGCAGCACCCAAAAAGCCCUUCAAAAUGUCAUCGAGCGUCUCUUUGAGAGCUGCUUGAAGCAGGGAAAAUACAGACAGGUUGUUGGUAUCGCUGUGGAGGCCAAGAACCUCGAGGUUCUCCGCAGGGUCAUCAAGCGGGCCAGCGAGGAGGGCAAGCAGUCCAAGGAUAGCACACAGAGCCCAGCCGAGGAGCUCAUGGACUAUCUUCUCAAGAUCUCCAUGGACAUUGUCCAGGAGCGUGGCCUGAGAACCGAGAUCCUGCGCCUGAUCCUGGAUCUUCUUAGCGAGAUCCCUAACCCAGACUAUUUUGCCAUCGCCAAGUGUGUGGUUCACCUUGACUCGGACGAGGAGGCCGACAAGAUGAUUAGGCAACUAGUAACCAAGGGCGACCCGAAUUCGAUUGCUAUUGCUUAUCAAAUCGCAUUUGAUCUUUACGACAACGCCACCCAGGAGUUCUUGGGCAAGGUGCUCAAGUCUCUUCCGUCCGGCAGAGCGCCCGAGCCCCCAGCGACUGCGACCGAGGAUGGCCCUGCCGAAGAAGAGGCUCUACUCGAGAGCCAAGAAGGCUCGGAAGAGGAGCAACUCUCCGAGGAGACGGCCAAGGUUUACAGGAAUAUUCGUUCCAUCCUCGAUGGCAGCAAGGCGAUCAAGCUCAACCUCGAAUUCCUCUAUCGCAAUAACCACACAGACAUCUCCAUUCUGAACAAGGUCCGGGACAGCCUGGAAGGUCGUAACUCCAUCUUCCACACGGCUGUGACUUUCUGCAAUGCUUUCAUGAAUGCCGGCACCACCAACGACAAAUUCUUCCGUGACAACCUGGACUGGCUUGGCAAGGCCAUCAACUGGUCCAAGUUCACUGCUACGGCUGCUCUCGGUGUCAUUCACCGCGGCAACAUCACCCAGUCCCGCAAGCUGCUGGAGCCCUAUCUUCCUAAGCAGACUGGAGUCAGCAGCGGUGGCUCCAUCUUUAGCCAGGGCGGCGCUCUUUACGCCUAUGGUCUCAUCCACGCCAACCAUGGCGCUGAUGCUCUUGAAUAUCUGCGUGGCCAGUUCAACGGUGCCGAGGAAGAAGUCAUCCAGCACGGCGGUGCCUUGGGUCUUGGCAUCGCUGGCAUGGCCACGGGUGACGAGCAGAUCUUUGAGGAUCUUACCAAGGUCCUCUUUGCCGAUUCUGCCCUCAACGGUGAGGCUGUUGGGUUGGCCAUGGGCUUGAUCAUGUUGGGCACCGGAAACGCCAAGGCCGUGGAGACCAUGUUUACCUAUGCCCACGAAACCACCCACGAGAAGAUUGUCCGCGGUCUUGCUCUAGGCAUGGCCCUCAUCAUGUUUGGGCAACAGGAAAAUGCCGAUGUCAUGAUUGAGGGCCUUCUUGCCGACCCCGACCCGACGCUGCGCUAUGGAGGUGUGCUCACGGUUGCCAUGGCCUACUGCGGUACUGGAAGCAACAAGGCCAUUCGCAAGCUCCUUCACCUUGCUGUCAGCGACGUGAACGACGAUGUGCGUCGUAUCGCCGUCAUGUCUCUUGGUUUCAUCCUCUUCCGCAAGCCCGGAAGUGUUCCCCGGAUGGUGGAGCUCCUUGCUGAAUCCUACAACCCUCACGUCCGGUACGGCUCCGCCAUGGCUCUGGGUAUCUCAUGCGCCGGCACCGGUCUGGAUGAGGCCAUCGACCUGCUCGAGCCCAUGAUGAAGGAUCCUACCGACUUUGUCCGCCAGGGCGCCCUGAUCGCCUUGUCCAUGAUCAUGAUUCAGCAGAACGAGGUCAUGAACCCCAAGGUUGCCGCCAUCAGAAAGACUCUCAAGAAGGUUGUUGGCGAUCGUCAUGAGGAUGCCAUGACCAAGUUUGGUGCCGCCGUUGCCAUGGGUAUUCUGGAUGCUGGCGGCCGCAACUGCUCGGUUGGUCUCCAGACUCAGACUGGCAACCUCAACAUGCCCGGCAUUGUGGGCAUGGCCGUCUUCACGCAGUACUGGUACUGGUUCCCCUUCACCCACUUCCUGUCGCUGAGCUUUGUGCCCACCUCCAUCAUAGGACUUGAUCACGACCUCGAGAUCCCCAGCUUCAAAUUUCACUGCAACACUCGCCCGAGCCUGUUUGACUAUCCCCCAGAGCAAGAAGUCAAGACCGAGGAGGGGCCGGCGCUCAUUGCAACUGCCAUCUUGUCCACCACAGCACAGGCCAAGCGUCGCGCUCAGAAGAAGGAGCGUGCCCAGCGUCGUGAGAGCAUGGAUAUUGAUACUCCUACCCUUGCCAAGACUCCUGCCCCCGCCGCUGGAGACAAGAUGGAUGUGGACGAGGACAAGAAGGCCAAGACGGAGGAGCCCAAGGACAAGAAGGAGGAGACCGGGGCUGAGAGAGAAGGCUCGGUCGACUCCAAGAAGAAGGCGGAGAAGGAGAAGGUUGGCUACGAGGUUGAGAACAUGUCUCGUGUUCUUCCAGGCCAGUUCAAGUACAUCAGCUUCCCGACGGGACGUUACAAGCCCGUCAAGAAGCCUACCGGUGGCCCCCUCUUGCUCCACGACACGCAGCCCGACGAGCCCAAGACGUUGAUUGAGGAGAAGCUGAAGAAGGUGACGACCGAGAGAGCUCCCGUGGUUGGCGCGCAGGCCGGGCGAGGUGGUGUCCAGACGUCAGCCACGCAAUUGCUGCAGAGCAUGGAAGCUGCCCGUAGCCGGGCGGGAUUGGGCAGCGAGCUUAACGAGAUUCUCCGCCUUUCUGCCCAGGCUGCUCGGGAGAUACCGCAGGGACGUUCUUCCUCGACUGCUGGUGGCGACGGAAGCGGAGCGGCGGCAGCUGCGGGUGUGUUGACGGCUGUUGAUGAGGACAAUGAGGGUGAUGAGGAGGCGCCCAAGCCCGCGGACUUUGAGUACUUUACCGAUGCCGAGGAUGAGGAGUAG
Messenger RNA from Podospora bellae-mahoneyi, 4384 nucleotides. It is a transcript of the gene RPN2, whose product is annotated as proteasome regulatory particle base subunit. Bases 917 to 4384 code for a protein of 1155 amino acids. The record is from RefSeq and is a predicted model, not a curated record. The transcript is spliced from 3 exons. Gene Ontology annotation, biological process: regulation of protein catabolic process; proteasome-mediated ubiquitin-dependent protein catabolic process. Gene Ontology annotation, cellular component: proteasome complex; nucleus; proteasome regulatory particle, base subcomplex. Gene Ontology annotation, molecular function: enzyme regulator activity. NCBI's taxonomy places the organism in Eukaryota, Fungi, Ascomycota, Sordariomycetes, Sordariales, Podosporaceae.